This is a messenger RNA of Scylla paramamosain (green mud crab), 12763 nucleotides long. RefSeq lists its product as uncharacterized. The coding region runs from base 788 to 2323 and encodes 511 amino acids. The record is from RefSeq and is a predicted model, not a curated record. The transcript is spliced from 6 exons. NCBI's taxonomy places the organism in Eukaryota, Metazoa, Arthropoda, Malacostraca, Decapoda, Portunidae. Gene Ontology annotation, molecular function: nucleic acid binding; zinc ion binding.
AAAAAUUCUUCUUGGUUAACAGCAACUGCUUAAAAACUUCUCCUAUGUAGUCAAAAGUAUCAGUGGGUGCCUUCGGAUGACGAUAUAAACAUCCUAUAACAAUAGAUGGCAGCUUUCUACAUUGUAAUGUUAACCAUACAUCUUCCACACCUACAGGCUUGUCGAUAUGUGUCUGGAAAGGAGUCACAGUAAAAGUAUUCUUUACAAAUAUGCAUGAUCCACCACCACGUCCUUUGUCACAUCUAAAAAUAGUGUAACGCCCGGGUAUUAUUGUUGUUUAGUCUAAGUUGCCUUUAUUUCUUUCUGUGGGAUUGAGUGUGUGACGUGCGUGUGUGUGUGUCAGCUGUGCCUGGUGUCUGGCAGUGGUGCAUGGAUGGCGGGAGAGAAGUCGCGUGACUGCAGUGACUGGGCAGUGUGUUGUUGGCCCCGCUCUGGAUAACUUGUCUUUGCGUGUCCUCCGUGCCGAGUGCCUGUUGCGUGAGCCUGAAGAGUUUGACUGUCCCUGCCUGUGUCUGUAACUGCCUGUAACUAACGGAACUAGUAAAGGAAGAAAGUGUUGCCCACUGUUUGUCUACCCGCUCUGUCUGGCUGUGCGUGAAUCACGUGGGACGUGGUACCCUUAGCAUCUCUUGUCUAGCCUGCUGGUGUUCCCGAGUGCUGUCCUGACUGUCGGGGAAUUGUGGGCGUCUACGGGAGUGCUGAGGUUUGUGCUUUCGUAACAAUGGCGUCAGGAGUGGGAUGCUAAGUGUGUGCUCGUACAGACCUACGUGACUCGAGUGGAGAAACCAUGGCAGACAAGGUGGUAGACAAAAUGGCGGGCGAGAGUGGUGCUGCUGACCAGUGUGAGGGACUGAGUGGGUCUAGUCACGACUCUAGUGAUGCUGGUGACGAGAAGCCCACCCAGAUGGACCUCCUCAUGUCCCAACUGGCGAGUAUGGCUCAGAAGCAGGAGGAAAGGCACGAGCAAACCGUGGCAACACAAGCUGCCCAAACUGAACGACUGAUGGAAGCCCUGCAAAGCAGCCUAGGUUCUCUGAGGGCUGAAACGCAGGCGUAUACUGAUCGCUCGUGUGAGGCAGUGAAACAGGAGGUAAAAAGUGAACUCCAAGCCUUGCGGGAAGAGGUGGCAGACCUGCGUGAGGGCGCGAGUGUUUGGCGGCAGGGCGCGUGGCCGCCACGUGGCGUCUUGGCGGGAGGUGUACAGCUGCCCGCAACCCCCGCCUGGCCUCCCGUGACUAGCCCAGGACCUGAAGGGAGUGUGGCCUCAGCCCCACCUGCUGUUGGGGGCCUUGGAUGGGGCCCUGUGGGGGAAGCAGGUCCUUGGGAAGCACUCGAGAUGGCCGUUGGGGGCUGGCCGCCCACCCGGGACAGGAGGGGAGGGCUUAGCCUGCCCCCUACACCGCCGGGCUCACCUCCCCGUGCCGCCUCCCCGCCCCCGAGCCCUAAGGCAGCCCGCUCGUCACCUCGUCACGUGAGACGCAAGCCAGCGGAGUACGAUGGUAAGGUCAGCUGGGAGUCUUACGUCGCCCAGUUCGAUAUGCUGGCCUUGGCCCAGGGCUGGGGGGAGGCAGAGAAGGCCCUGCAACUAGCGACAGCGCUGCGAGGCCCGGCGUUGGAAGUGCUGGGUCAUCUCCCUGCCAGCCAGCGCACCUCAUACGCAGCAGUGUCCGAAACUUUGCGGCGACGUUUCGGACACCGUCAUCAGGCGGAGAUAUACCGCGCCCAGCUUAAGAAGAGGACGCGAGAGAAGGACGAAACCCUUUCCCAGCUGGCGCAGGACGUAGAAGGGCUGGUGAGGAGGGCGUAUCCAAGCGCGGCCGAGGACAUGGUCGUUGUUCUGGCGCGCGACGCGUUCGUAGACGCCCUCCAGGACCACCAGCUCCAAAUCUAUGUGAAGCAGGCACACCCAGCUGACGUGCAGGUGGCGUUGGCACGGGCUAUGGAGUUUGAGGCCUUCCUACAGACGACGACCAGCCUCUCUUCUCUUGCCCAGCCUCGCGGUGAGGUACGGGGCCGGAAGGCGAAGGUGGAGCACAAGGCGGCGUCACAGGAGGCGAGCCCGUCCGAGUUCGCCGGCCGCUGUUGGGGCUGCAGUGAGAGAGGCCAUAGACGCAGCCAAUGUCCGAGGGGACGAGGGACGCGCUCCCUCGAUCGGCCUAACUCCAAAGCCUUCCAGACGUGCUGCGCCGCAUGCGGCAAAUCGGGCCACCGCUCCAGCGCCUCCCCCAAGCCCAAGGAGGUUGCUGAGGCGGAAAACAGCAGCGGGCUGGAGGAGGGGGCGACCUCACAGCCUGCCAAGGUGCCAAUGCCCCGUGCUGUGUAAAGUGCCACCUCACCGUCAGCGCAGUGCAGGUACGAGGUGCGGUUGAUGGAAGGCCUUGCUGCAUGACCAUUGACAGCGGGGCUGAGCGCACCAUCGUGCAGCGGAGGCUGGUAAGUGCUGAGUGGCUCCCGUGCACCGUGGACAGGCUGUGUGGAGUAACGGGGGACUGCAUGCCGUUGCAAGGCCCAGUAGACGUUCGAAUAAGUGUCGGCAGCGCGGAGGUGAACCUGCCCGUGUAUGUUGCCGAGCUGGAGGAAGAGUGUCUGCUGGGUUACGACUACCUGAAGAAGACCAGGGCCUGCGUAGACUUUGGACGGAAGGUGAUAAAGGUAUGUGGAUACGAUGUGCCUUUCCUUCCGGAGGUCGGCCGGUCGGAGGUAGUGACGACACGGCGGAUGCAGUUGGCCCCGCGCUCUGAGUGUCGAGUACAGUGUCGACUCGCACGGCCGAUGCAGAGCACGGAGGGCCUAGUGGAACCAGCCAGCGACUGUCGACUGGCUGACGGAGUGGCAGUCGGAAGGAGCCUCGUGCAAGCGGGGGAGAAGGUAGUCACUGUCUUACUGGCUAACUUCUCCGACGAGGCUCGCAACAUACCCGCCGGAACAGCGGUGGGCGAGUGCGUGGAGGUGCAGCGUGCCGAGGCACCGCCGCAGGGUGAGCGGGCGGCCGAGGGAGCCCCGCUGCCGAGCUUCCUGGAGGAUCUAGCGACCCGGAGACAGCUGUCACCACCCCCAGCGAGCCAGAGGAGGCCGAGGCUGAGGAGUCAGGGGUGGGCGACGGCCGCGACUCAGAGCCAGCAGAGGAACCUCAGCCCACUCGGCCGCGCAGGGACAGACGCCGCCCACGGCGUUAUGAUGAUUUUGUGUUGAUUGACUCUGAGGGAGAGAUAUAAGGAGAGGCAAGGUCGGGUCGACCUUUUUGUAAAGGAGGGGGUGAUGUAACGCCCGGGUAUUAUUGUUGUUUAGUCUAAGUUGCCUUUAUUUCUUUCUGUGGGAUUGAGUGUGUGACGUGCGUGUGUGUGUGUCAGCUGUGCCUGGUGUCUGGCAGUGGUGCAUGGAUGGCGGGAGAGAAGUCGCGUGACUGCAGUGACUGGGCAGUGUGUUGUUGGCCCCGCUCUGGAUAACUUGUCUUUGCGUGUCCUCCGUGCCGAGUGCCUGUUGCGUGAGCCUGAAGAGUUUGACUGUCCCUGCCUGUGUCUGUAACUGCCUGUAACUAACGGAACUAGUAAAGGAAGAAAGUGUUGCCCACUGUUUGUCUACCCGCUCUGUCUGGCUGUGCGUGAAUCACGUGGGACGUGGUACCCUUAGCAUCUCUUGUCUAGCCUGCUGGUGUUCCCGAGUGCUGUCCUGACUGUCGGGGAAUUGUGGGCGUCUACGGGAGUGCUGAGGUCCACACACUGUAGCGGGCACCAACUGGUACUGCAGGUUGAAGUGUUUGCCAGGUGCAGACCAGGUGUGGUGAGCCACGUGGUGAAUUGUGAAUUGCAUCUGCGUGCACCCCCCUCCUGUAUCUCCACCAGCAGCUGUGUGGGCGCCUGUGGGAGAGAGACGUGGAUUAGGUGGGUGGAUAGAUUGUAUGUAUUGUUACGUUGGGUUUAGUUACGAUAGGUCAAGUUAGGUUAGAUUAGGUUAGACUGAGUUUUGUGGGCGCCUUGGGAUGGCUAGAAAGAAAUUAGAAGGGUAGACAGGUAGGUUUGGUUAGGUUUGGUUAGAGAUAGAUGGCUAGAUAAAUAGGCUAGGUUAGGUUAGGUUAGGAUAGGGACAGAUGGGUAGAUGGAUAGAUCAUUCAAUAUUCACGUGUUGUUAUGUUGUAGUGUUGUGUCUUAAUAUAUCACAGGAAAAUAAUAAUUGUUCUCUCUCUUUCUCCUUUCAGAUACACACACACACACACACACACACACACACACACACACACAUAAGCACGCACGCAAGCACGCACGCAAAGUGAUAGUUAUUUCGUGAUUAUUUCGUGAUUUAGUGUGGAAGGAGUAUUGCAUGUUCUACUACUAUUUCUACUACAACUAUUACUGCUACUACCGUGAAAAGUAAGUACCCUCAUUGUUGUUGUUGUUGUUACUACUCUUCUUCCUCUUCUUCUAUAAACGUGAGUGUGUGUGUGUGUGUGUGUGUGUGUGUGUGUGUUUCCAUCUUGCCACACUUAAAUAACUUGCACAACAGAAAAACUACUUUGAAAAUUACCUUCCAUCUCAAUUUUCAACCGUUUUCUGAAAACAUGUCAUUGUGGAGGAGGAGGAGGAGGAAGAGGAGAAGAGAAAAACAUAAACAAAUAACACAGUAAUAUUAUUAUUAUUAUUAUUAUUAUUAGUAGUAGUAGUAGUAGUAGUAGCAGUAGUUUCGACCACGUAUACUACACUUACGCAGAUAAAUGCAAAAUAAACAAAACGACAAAUAAAUUGGAUAGAUAGAUAGAUAGACAAAUAAUCACACACAAACACAGAUAAACACCUAGAAACACAAGGUAAACAAAACUAUGGAUAAACACACACACACACACACACACACACACACACACACACACACACACACACACACACACACACAAAAGUAAUCACACAGGUAAACUCUUGCAUUAGGGAGGUGAACAGAAUAGAAUAAUGCUAAGAGAAAGUAGAAUGUCUUGUACAGUGAGGUGAGAUGGAUAGAUAGAUAGACAAUUAGAUAGAUAGAUAGACAAAUAAACACACAGGUAAACACAACAAACAGACACGUGUAAACUCACCUGCCGGUCAGAUAGAUAGAAAAAUAGACAGACAAACAGACAGACAGACAGACAGACAGACAGACAGACAGACAGACAGACAGAUAGAUAGAAAGAUAAAUAUACAGGUAAACUCAGACAGACACGUGUAAACUCAGCUGUCAGUCUCCACACACACACACACACACACACACACACACAUACACACACACACACACACCCAAUGAAAGUCCUCGAGCUGGCGUGGCCGAACAAGUCGUCAACCUCUUGUACCAUCACGUGACCCUGGAGCUUUCACCUGCACCCCCACCCCUCCACCGCCUCGCCCCUACACCAGAAGAGGUCAGAGUCCAGGCAGGGUGCCCUGCUCAGAACCAGCCAGGCUCCCUCUGUGCAGCUUCCUCAAAGGUUGCUGCAAGACUGGCCAUUGUCUGUGCUGCUGGAAGUAGUGUUGUAGUAGAAGCUGUGAGGCUGGGCUGCAGCGUGAGUGACUGGCAGCAGCAGCAACAGCAGCAGCAGUCUGCCUGGGUGUGGGGACAAGGAUCACCAGGAGGCAGGCAGCUCUAGCUACAAAGCAGAGAGGAAGUUUGAGUGCCAGCAGUGUGAAAUAACUUGGAGUCUAGAACUGGUCUGAAGCACCACACCCUGACACACAGUGGUGUUGGAAAUUAUGAGUGUCCAGAAUGUGGAAAGAAAUUUAUCAACAAGUCUAACUUCACCUGACAUACCUUGUCACACAGUGGUGUUAGAAAUUAUGAGUGUCUGGAAUAUGGAAGGAAAUUUACCCACAAGUCUAACCUCACCAAACACAUCCUAACACACAGUGGUGUUAAAAAUUAUGAAUGUCAAGAAUGCAGAGAAUUUUCCCAAAAGCUUCAUCUCACCAGACACAAAGUGAAACACGGUGUGAAUGUCUAAUGUGGGAAAAAUUUAUCCAAAAGACUAACCUCACCAAACACAGAGACACACAAUAGUGUUAAAAAUUACAAAUGUCAAAAAUGUGGAAAGAAAUUUAGGUGCAAGUCUUACCUCACCACACACAACCUGACACUCUGUGGUGUUAGAAAUUAUGAAUGUCUGCAGUGUGGAAUGAAAUAUCCCUGAAAGUGUAACCUGACCAGACACACCGUGACACACAGUGGUGUAAGAAAGUAUGAGUGUGAAGAGUGUAGCAAAAGAUUCACUACUGGUUCUAGGUUCAAUGAACGCACCUUCAGACACAGUGGCCUGGGGGAGUCCCAAAUGUGAUGUUUGUGGCAAGUGUUUCAAGACAAAGUCUGAGAUUGAUAAGCACAUGAAAAUCCAUUUUUGAGGUAGUGUGUUGUGUGGACAAUUGUGGUUACACCCAUACCUAUGGGAGUGUCAUCUCUGGCAAUGUGUGGUGGUGGUGGUGUGCAGUGUGUUGUGCCUGUGAUGGACAGCUAACUUAGCACACGACCAACUCAUCACUUGGCACACCACCACCACCACCACCACCAGUGCACACCACCAGCACAGUGUGGAGGAUAGGAGGAAGAGAAAUGCUGCUCCAGAUUCCAAGCUUGAAAAUCCAACGCCAUUAAUCUUGUGUAUGUCUGGUGUUGCACUGUUAGAAUCUAGAAGCAUGGAUCCUCACUCCUUGAUCAAGCAGCAGCGGCAGUAGCAACAGUCAUCGCUGUUUCGUCAAAACCGCUGGGUAGAGAGGGUCGAACGUUACAUUCAACUUAUUUUCUUAAGUCUAUCCAACCUGAGAACAAUUACCUAAUUAACACAACAUCACAGAGCAUAACACCACAAAUUCAAAGUAUCCAAACUCGUAUAAUGCUAAAUCUUCAGUCAUCAAACUAGAAAGUUCACAUAAGUUAUCCUCUUGACCAUGAUAUUUCAAACCUGUUUGUCCUGAUUUAAAUCUUAAUGUAACAUUCCACACUUUAUCAUCAGACCCUGGGUUAGCUGUAAGAACUUGCGCUAGUUUCCAAUGACCCCAAUGAUUAGCAGAUUUUAUACCCUUUAUCAUUCUUCUAGCACCUGGUACCCAAUAUUUGUCUUGCAACUUUGCUAAAGUUGAUUCAACUCCUGCAUGAUCACUGUAAUGCAAACUGGUUAUCAACAGCUUAGUAAAUGGAUGACCAGGUAAUAGUAGGAUGAGUUCAUCUCUGUUCCAGUUUUCUUUUAACCAUUUGCUUAUUCUGGAACCCACAAGGAUGACACCUUCAUUGUUCAUGAUUGGGCCUAAUCUGCAAUAUCUCACUUGCCAGUCUUUACCAAUGCCCUUUUGUACCAAUCUAAUCCAAUAUAUCUCAGCAUCAUGAAUGUCCUUUGUUUCUGGUUCUUGAUGCAGGCUUAAGAUUGAUCUAGAACUGGCUGCCCUUAAGACUCUAGCAGUAACAUUAAUUAGUUUAUCAUACUUACUGAAUCUAGAGAUAUCCACAACACAAUCACUGCCUGCAUUAACAUAAAAACUCUGUGUGUUUGACAUACAAAAUAUCUGGUAAUUUCACACUACAACUCUGAUUAAUAGGCCACUGUUCUCUAGGAGUACACAGAAACUCUGGACCAGUUUGCCAACUUGAUCUAUGAUCUAAUAGACUAGGUUUACAUCCUCUAGUACACCUAUCUGCUGCAUUUAAGCAAGAAUUCACCCAAUACCACUCAUUCGGCGAACUUUUUGAUUAAAUCUCUGAAACUCUGUUUGCCACAUACAUAUUGAAUCUGAAAGAGUCCUUUUGGAUUUGGGCUCUCACGAUCUCCAAAUCGAUGAUAUGGGUGACUGAAUCAAAGGUCCAUUUUAUUUAAUUUUCGAUGAAAUUUCUAAGAUGACAAGCCAAAAUCGCCCCGCACAACUCUAACCUAGGCACGGUAUUUGUUUCAAUUGAGCCAACUUACUUUCUGAGGCAAGAAGAACACAAUUAUAUGAGCCAUCAGAAAGUUCCCACCUGGCAUAUGCUACUGCUCCAUAAGCCUUUGUACUUCCAUCAGCAAAUACAAUUAAGUCUAGGUUACCUACAGCAUUGCAAGGUUUCAGACACCGGGUAAACUUGACAGACUCCAGUUCAAACAUUUCUUUAAACAUCAUUUUCCAUUUGUAAUAGUGAGAGGGGCUGACAACCUCAUCCCAUGUCAGUUUCUUACUAUCACAGUUGACAUCUGACAUCAAAUCUCUCAUCAACAAUUUUGAUUUUAAUGUGAAAGGAGUGAGAAAAACUAAGGGAUCAUAAAUGCUAGACACUUGUCUUAAUAUUAAUCUCUUUGUAAAUUUUUGCUUGUAAUAUUUCCUUAACUUCAUCCUCUUUGAGAUCUGCAUCCUUAAAUAGUUUUUUUUAUUUUCUUGGAAAAGUUCAAACAAACCUUAAAAUAGAAGUGAUCAUGGUGAGGAUCCCAACUUAGCCCCAAUACUUUCUUUUUCCUUACUAAAUACAACCUUAGGAUGAAGAGUUGUAAGGUUUCCUUCACCUGAUAUUACCCAUUCCUUUAUGUGAAAUCCACCUUUGCCCAGCACAGUAUCAACUUCCUGCAUUAAUUCGUUAGCAGCUACGUGGUCUUCAACACUUAUAAAGUCAUCUACAUAUGAGUCAUUCUCAAUAAGUUUGGUAGCCCUAGGACAAUCAUUAGACAUUUGUGCAAUUUUACGCAACGUAAUCAUAGCAAUUGCACCCCCAGGCAUCUCCAAUAGUAUCUGUUGUUAGGGCAUAUUGGUCAGGCUGCUUCUCAGUUUUCAUAUCCCUCCAUAGAAACCUAUGAGAGUUCUGAUCUAAAGGAGAUAUUCUAACACAAUUAUACAUCUUGAUAUAACCAAUCAUGCCAAUGAAGUCUUGGCGAAAUCUGAGGAGGACUCCCAACAUGUUAGUGUGACAAUUAGGACCUUCGGCCAGAAAUUUAUUUAAGACGUACCCCAUAUAAGCGGCAGAGGAAUCGAACACAAUCCUAAGUGGUGUUGAUUUUGAGUCUGGUUUGUGUACCUCAUGAUGUGGUAAGUAAAUUAUGGGCCCUUUAUAAUGGAUUAUCUCCUCUGCUAAUUCCCAAGCUAUUCCUCUGUUAAUCAUUUCUUGCAUUUGUUCAUUAUACUUCCGAGCAUACUCUUCGCCAAGCUUGUACAACCUUUUCUCUGUGGAUAUUAGUCUGGCAUAAGCAAGAGAAUAAUUGUUAGGGAGCUCAUUGGGGGUUUCUAAUCCAAGGAUAUUCUGACACCCAACUCCCACUAUUCUUGUCAUAUUUUAAUCCAUCUUCAAUUAACUUCACUUCCCUAUCGUCUUUAGUUUUAGGGAGCCUGAAAGAGAGCACUUGCCACAGCGGCAUCCACCACACUGAGGAAAGCAGGAAAUCUCUAAUUCCUCUGCCCUGAAGAACGACUCCAGUGAUAUUUGAACAUUACUUCUGGGCUCAAUCAUAUAAUCAUCUAAUUGUAAACAUCUCACGUGGUUCACUGUAACAUUUAACUUGGCUGAAUCUGUUUUCUGCAGCCAAAUAUCCUCUUACACACAGACCAGAAGAACCCCGCAUCAACUGUAAGUCCCCCACUGUUCUUAUUACCCUCGGAAGAAGAGAGCAGUAAUCUGAACCAAUAAGUAGAUCUACCUUGCCACCUGGUCUUUUUAUCGGAUGAAGUUGGACUCCUAAAACUGAUGCAAUUUCACUCAUAUUCAUUUCGCAUAACUCAGAUGUCAUUUCAUCGAAACCCACUGCAUCUAUUACCCAUUCACUACUAUCUUCGUCAAAUAAUGCCUCUUUAUAUCUCUUCCUUUCAAUAUUUUGUCUGAUUCCCUACUUUUGUUAAGGUCAUACAUACAUCCAAACCUUUAAGACCCAGCUCCUUGGGUGCGGCAUGAGUGAUCAUUGUUAAGUUGCUUCCUAGAUCAAAAAAAUGUCAGGAGAUUCUGGGAUUUACUCUUAAUGUUACUCAUCAUCAGCAAAAUGUCUUUCCUACCUAAAAAAUUAGUAGAAGCCUUGAGAGUCUGUGCGUCUUUAGUGAAAACUGAAUGCAAGAACAGAUGAUACCUCUUGCCACAUACAUCAUAGGUGUUUAUCUUGACAUCACAGUAGCUUCUUUUGCUACAGUACCUGGUAGUGUGUGCAGAUUCUAAGCACAAAAAAACAGGCACCAGAGGCUCUGAGAUGUUGCAUUUUUUCAUCAUCAUUCAAUUUUCGAAAAGUUGUACAUUGGCUUAUGUCAUGUGAAUUGUUAUUGUGAAACCAACAACUCCUAGUAUAAGCUCUGUAUCCUGGGUUAUAGUUAAAGGUGUUACUAUGAUUUUGAUUCUGACCAAGAACAUUCAUUACAGUUUGUGUCAUAUUGUUGAAACAAUGAAGAAUUUCUUUCUGGCUAGUUUCUAGAGUUUGUGCCAGUUUACUAAUUGCUUGUAUGAGAGUUGAUGCCUCAAUAUCACUCAGUAGAAGUGAGAUGGACUGACACUUUGGCUUCUACCUUUGUGAUCCUUAAUUCAUCCUCCAUAUACUCAAUAGCUCGGCACUCUCCAGUCAAGAAUUAACUUCUCAAAUUUUUCAUCAUCAUCCAACCCCAUGGCCUUAUGAGUCCAUUCUCUUUUCAAAUCAGCUGGAAGUAGCCUUUCAACCUUCAUUAAACUGGAUGAAUUGGUGAUUUCAUUCAGUUUACUAAUUUUCUUUAGGUCUAACCAUGCUUGUUCUACUACACUAAUCAAGCUCAAAAGUUUAGACUUGUUUCCUUCAGGCACUGGUUUUAAAGCGCAAAUUUCUCCUAUCACUGCAUCUACUAUUUUGGCUGAUGAUCCAAAACACUCAUGUAGCCUAUCCCACAUCUGAUCAAAAUCAUCCAGUCUUCCUAUAGCUUCCUUAGCUUUUCCUUGCAACGAGCAGUAUGAAUGGAUCCUUUCCAUGCCGGGAAAUCAUGUCUAGAAUAAUCCUUAACAAAUGUGGGAAACUCUCUAACAUCACCAUUAAAUAUUGGAGGGUCUACUUUCUUUAUCAAUAUGUUACAACUAUCACCAUUUGACAUAACUUUACUGGUCUUAUUUCUAAAUAAUAUCAAUUUGGACUGAGUUUCACACUUGGUUUUCUGUACAUCAGUGAUGUAGCACAAGGGUUCACACUGCGAGUCCUCAUCGAGUAAUUCAAGCAGUUUGCUAUUCAACUUUUCUAUGUUGUCAAACAGUUCACAUAUUUCCUGGAAUAAGUCUUCUAACACUUCACUUUCAACAGGGGGUUUCCUAUCAAUUAAAUCAUCAAACAAUUUCACCUUCAUUGUGAGUCUUCCCUUUGUUGUUUCUCACUGCCAUAUUAAGGAGUGAACCUUCUCACCAGUGCCUGUCUCCUCGUUGAGGUCCUUGGAAGUUAUAUUGUUGGAUUGUUUCAUCAAAACCGCUGGAUAGAGAGGGUUGAACGUUGCAUUCAACUUAAGUCGAUCCAACCUGAGAACAAUUAUCUAAUUAACCCAACAUCACAGCAUGGCGGAAGCAGCCACCACAGACGACUGACCUACGUGGCGGCUGCUGGCGCUGGGGUAAAGUAAGAAACAAACAAAAUGCGACAUGUGCAAUGCAAACUGUAAUGUUUAUAAAAAGUAAUCAAAAGUAACAAUAAUACACAAAUUAAAUUUCGUGAUACUUUCACAAAAUCGCUGCCCAGAGGAGGAAGCAUCAGGAUGUGUCUAGCUAUGGGUUUACACGGUUGAACGGCUCGUCAAACGCGGUUGUCGAACCUGGUUGUCAAACGGUCCGAAGAGUUGUCAGACAGUCAGACUAUUGUAUAUCAAACGUCAUACAUUCUCCACCCGACUCAGGUUAACAUCAUCGUCUCCCGCCUCCCGUAUGCCUCUCGACCAGGACGAUUUGAUUGCCAUUGCCUUAGCGGUGGCACUAAGAAGGAAAAAAAGAAGAUUAAAGUGGACGAAGGACUGGCUGCUAAAAAGACAUCAAAUGUCACACACCAACUUGCUGGCCGAGUUGAAAUUAGAGCCAGAUGAUUGGCGUAAUUAUUUGCGGAUGGACGAAGGAACAUACUCGUACAUUGAUCUCCUGAAUCGUGUCACCCCUUUCAUUACGUAUGAGGACACAUGUAUGAGAAAGGCCAUAACUCCACAUGAAAGACUGAGUGUCACUUUACGUUAUUUAGCAACAGGCAGGUCACUAAAUGAUAUGAAAUAUUCAGCUAUCAUUUCCACCAGCGCUUUAUCAUCAAUCAUACCAGAAACGUGUGAUGCUCUGUACCAGGUUCUGCAAAAUGACUACCUAAAGUUUCCUACGUCAGUGGGUGAGUGGCAGCUUAUUGCACAAGAGUUCGAGUCCAGAUGGCACUUCCCAAACUGUCUUGGGGCGGUAGAUGGCAAACAUGUACGGAUCACGCCACCACCAGAUUGUGGUUCAUAUUUCUGGAACUAUAAAGGGUACAACAGCCUUGUGUUAUUGGCAGCGGUUAAUGCGAACUAUGAAUUCACCAUGGCUGACAUUGGGACAAACGGCCGUGUAUCAGAUGGAGGGGUUAUUGAAAACACACAAUUUGGAAAACGGCUUUCAAAUGGGACUCUUAAUCUUCCAGCAGACGCUCCCCCUGCAAAUUCUGAUACUAACUUGCCUUACGUCUUUGUAGGUGAUGAGGCAUUUGCACUGAGAACUGACUUUUUGAAACCAUAUCCUCAGAAAGAUUUGGAUGCAGAGAAGAGGGUUUUUAACUAUAGACUGUCUAGAGCACGGAGAGUUGUAGAGAACGUGUUUGGUAUAAUGGCUUCUCGAUUUAGAGUUUUUCAUACAGCAAUAAAUCUGAAAUUAUCAA